AUGGAUGCCGGAGCAUUUAUCCACCAGAUGACGCAUGGCCCAUUCCCCGACCACCUUCUCCCUUUACAUAGGGUUUAUAGACGGCGUUACAAAAGUGGUAUACGACAUGUCUCACGUUGCAAAGAUCUCUUCCCACCAGAUUUAAAGCGCACACGUCAGAUGUUCCGAUUCGAUUCCAUGGAAUUCCAGUAUUUUGCUUGCCCGCGACUACCACUGAUGGUACAAGAGUGCAUGAGGAAAUUUACCUCUAAACUGAAAAAUGGCAAAAUUUGCCGGGAUCUCACAGAUCGGUUUGAGAUAUAUGGUUAUGUUGGUAGAGGAACCAGUUCCUUCAUACUCGCUGCAAGAGACAAGGGCAACAUGAGGAGACAAUAUGCACUGAAACUUCAGUACACGGGAUAUAGAAAUGAGUGGAAAGCCUAUUCGAAUCCUAUCUUUUGCAACUACGUUGAGCUCGGUUCAAAAUUACGCCGAUACAUUCCAGUGGAGGCAGUCAUCCUGCAGCUUCUCUCGGAGUGUCCACGAUUCCCGCGCCUUGACUCAGUCUAUAUGCACGGCGAUUUUGCAAUUGUUGCCAUGUCCUCAGAAGCUGUAGUAAAGAGACCUGAAAGAGAGACUCUGAUCACAGAUUAUCCGAUGGAACACUGUUUCCCAAGCUAUUGUGGCGAAGAGCUAUUCAAUGCAAAAUCCCCUAGGCUCACGGAGAUUCAAGUAUGCAAAGUCGCAUCUCACCUUUUACAGGCACUGGUGUAUUUGAUGGAUUUGAAUGUUGCACAUGACGAUCUGAGUCACCGAAAUUAUGUGGUUGACGAGAACCUGAAUCUCACUCUUGUCGAUCUCGGGUUGUGCCGCACAGCUGCAGCGGAAACAGAUUGGCACGUGGAGAAUUGGCCCGCGAUUUUGGCUUCUGAAUUGCUGAUAACACCACAAAUUGCAAACUUUCUCAAUCAGUCCACGGAGCCGACACCGACCAGAGCUGCCAGAGUGGUGAGGAUUCCAUAUCCACACGACCUCCGUAAGCAGAUUCUUUGGAAACUGGGUGCUCUUAUUUAUGACCUCUUACACGGCUACGCACCCUGGGAGCAGCCCGAAUGGGACCCUGAAGUGGGCGUCCUCCGCAGUUUUCAUGAAUACAAACGGACUGAAAAGAGCGUGCUAUACAUACGCGAGAGGAGACAGAGAAUGGUUUUUGAGGAUUUGGCAAUAGACCCUGGGUUAUCACAGGAUUGUAUUGAUGUCCUGAGAGCACUUCUGGCAAGAGAAGAGGCCGAUCGCCCAACUUUCAGGGAAGUCGUGUCUUUUCCAUGGUUUCAAGGUCAUUGGACCGACUAUCCCGCAGCGUACUUUCAGAGACCCCCUUUUCUUCUGCGUGAGGCAAGUCCAGGCGUACCACGGUAUUCUGAAAAUUUUGAUGAGGGAGUAGAGGCAACCCACUAG
This is a messenger RNA of Ophidiomyces ophidiicola, 1437 nucleotides long. RefSeq lists its product as uncharacterized. The coding region runs from base 1 to 1437 and encodes 478 amino acids. NCBI's taxonomy places the organism in Eukaryota, Fungi, Ascomycota, Eurotiomycetes, Onygenales, Onygenaceae. Gene Ontology annotation, molecular function: protein serine/threonine kinase activity; ATP binding. Gene Ontology annotation, biological process: protein phosphorylation; intracellular signal transduction. Gene Ontology annotation, cellular component: cytoplasm. The transcript is spliced from 3 exons. The record is from RefSeq and is a predicted model, not a curated record.